AUGUCAUUAGGCCAAAUUCCAUUGGAACUGAUGCCUCAGCAGGCGAGAGCGGGCCCUGGACAUGACUGGACAGGGGUCAGCGAUCGGAAGGCGAGGAAGAAGAUGCAGGAUCGAAUUAAUCAACGGCUGAAGCGACAGCGAAUGAUUGCUGCAAGGGCUCAAGAUUGCCUGUCGGAACAGAGGCAAAAUAUAAACGAACCCUUCAUCGUCGGCCAAAGCCAGAGCUUUAUACCUGAUCAGCAGUAUACCAUGAGUCACUCAUGGUCAGAGACAAGUUAUACGGCUGUCCAAUCAUCAUCCCAGUCAUCGAUGUCGAUGCUCAGAUCCUUUACCGCCUGCAAACCCGAAGGCGAUGAAACUGCACAAUUCAUCUCCCGGUUUUCUGCAUGGGCACAUCGAGAGUACCUUAGAGGCUUUCCCGAGGCUGAUACGCUACUCAGCCUCAUUCAAUUCAAUACCACUAGGGCCCUUGUGAUAAUUGCCAAUUCCAUGGGUCUCACAAAGGAAUCCAUGACGCCUGAUGCUCGAUCGCGACUGACCAUCGCUGGAAUCGAUACAGCUAUUGUUGGAUCAUUACCUCCUAGUCUACAGCCAACAAAUUUACAACUCAGCGUCAGUCACCAUCCAUGGGUUGAUAUUAUACCAAUAGCUGGGAUACGAGACAAUAUUCUACUUCGUGACGAAGCCCUCUAUGACAAAGCCGAGCUAUGCCGCGACUUGAGAGGGUUUCAGCAAGUGGCACACGGCCAUGGCGGUAUGAAGAUAUGGAAAGACCCAUGGGACCCCGACGGAUGGGAAUUCUCCGAAGCCUUCGCCAUCAAGUGGCCAUGGGUUAUCAGGGAAUGCCACGAACUGCUUGAGAGCACAAAUCGCUGGCGGAAAAUGAGGGAUGAAGCACCUCUGGGAAGCGGAUUCAUAUUUGGUGAACUGGAUACAUGA
Fusarium odoratissimum NRRL 54006 is the source of this 939-nucleotide messenger RNA. RefSeq lists its product as uncharacterized. Lineage: Eukaryota; Fungi; Ascomycota; Sordariomycetes; Hypocreales; Nectriaceae. The record is from RefSeq and is a predicted model, not a curated record. Bases 1 to 939 code for a protein of 312 amino acids. The transcript has 2 exons.